AUGUGCGAACAAACAGCACCAGUACCUAAUCCAACACGAACUACAGUUACUGAAAUGAGAACAUCAUCGGAAUCAUCAACAAAUGAAUCACUAUCUUCCAAACCUUUUGUUGAAUCCAUAUCGAAAUCUGCAACAAGUAGUACGAAAACUGAAACAAAAACAACAGAGCUAACAGGUAUUAUCGAAGAUCGAAACCAAUUAACACCAUCUAAUCCAUUUCGUCAUACAUCUAAAAUGAAUUCUUCAGCCAAAAAAUAUGAAGCUGCUCAUCACACUAGUAUGUCGCAUACAGACAACAUAUUAGAAAUGCCAUCAAAGCUGCGCAAUACGAAGAAGGGCAAUUUUCAAUAUUCCCAUGCUGUACUUAGUGGAAUCAGAUCAAUAAUUCAAUCAAUAACGAAAUUUGGCGUUCACACUGUGGCUCAUAUGUCUGCCUGUGGGUUUCGAUAUACUGGUAAUGGCAAUGCAGCCUGUUGUAAGGAUUGCGGACUUGAAGUAUCCAAUUUGACAUCAGAUAUGAAUCCAUUUGCUAUUCAUUCUCAACGUCGACCUGAUUGUCCGUUUGUCUGUUCUAUAACGACAUCAUCAUCAGCGAAUAUACCAGCUCCUUCGUCUCCUCCUAAAACUACUAUACGAAAUCCAACGACAACCAGUGAACUUGAAAACCCUUUUAAACGUCAAAAAAUUGAACCAAUGGAUUCAGAAUCAAUGUAUACUACUCUACUCGAAACUGAUUUAAUGCAACAAGUGCGAAGUCGUUCAUUUUCACAUUGGUCACAUCGUAGUAUACCAUCCAGUGCGCAAAUGAUUGAAGCUGGAUUUUUUAAUUGCAAUGUGGGUGAUCGAGUCAUAUGCAUUUAUUGCAAUCUUAUUUCUCAACAAUGGACACCCCACACAGAUGAUCCAUGUGAUGUACAUAAAACACUUUCGCCUAAUUGUAUAUAUGUUAAGGCAAAAUUAAUACGUCCUGCAGCUUCAUCGAUCAAUGUCGGCGAUGGCAAGUCAACAGUAAAUGCGUCAGAUAUUGGUCCAUUACUAUCUAAUGAUAUCUUGAUGAGAACAUCAUGUAAUCCAGCUUAUUCAGAAAUACCAAAACGCCAUGCAUCCUAUGCGACAUGGCCAAUUGAAGAUUUGCCACCAGUAGAUGAUUUAGUUAGAGCAGGAUUCUUCUAUACAGGUGCAAAAAGUAUUGUGACCUGCUUUUAUUGCAAUGGGUCAUUACAAAACUGGGGUCCAAAUGAUAAUCCAAUGAUUGAACAUGCUCGUUGGUUUCCACAUUGUGCAUAUGCUCGACAGUUAUGUGGCGGUGAAUUAUAUCGUAAAAUUCAAGAAUCUAAACGAGCACAGCAAGAACGCGCAAGAGCCAAUGAAUCAAAAGAUCGAGCUGGCCCUAAUGAUGUACCAAAUACUAAUGCACCAUCACUACCAUCAACAACAAACAGGCGACAAUUAUUAAUACCAGAUGAAAGUACUUUAUCGAAACUUGUUGCUGCUCGAUUAGAUUUACCAAUUUCACAACGGUUAUUAGAUCAAAAUUUUAAAUUAUCUAUAAUAAAACGAUGCUGGGAAAAUCAAUUAAGAAUAAAACGUGAUGAUUUUGAAUCAGAGUGUGAUUUGUACAUUGCUUGCUUAGUUCUUCGAAAACAAACGGAGCAUAUAGAUGUUAUGAAGGAAAACAUAGUCAUACCAAGUGUCGAAAUGAAACAAAUUCGAGAACAAAAAGCUCGUAUACGCGAACAAACAUUCAUCGUAUCGAAAUCAAGUCGGUUUUCGGAGAACUCUGCUAGCGUCACAUGUAGAUCACCAUUGCAAUCAAGAACAAAUCAAUAUGUACGCUCUAAAUUUCCCACAUCAAAUUCAAUAGCGAAUAUUUGUAUACCCAAAAGGAAACAAAGUGAUGAAAGUGAUCGACAUAAAUCAGCACCAUCGAAUCCGUGCGUCUUAUGUCUGUCGCAAGAGAAAACAAUAGCUUUUAUACCAUGUGGACACGUAGGUACGUGCGUGCCAUGUAGUCAUUGUCUACGUUUAUGCCCCAUAUGUCAACGAAAAAUAGAAUCAAUAGUUCAAAUUCAUAUUUAA
Messenger RNA from Rotaria socialis, 2079 nucleotides. The record is from the annotation of a GenBank genome assembly. NCBI's taxonomy places the organism in Eukaryota, Metazoa, Rotifera, Eurotatoria, Philodinida, Philodinidae.